CAUUUUCCAUAAUACUCCACACUUGUAAAUAUUUAAUAAGAAUUAAACCCACAAUAGAAUGCGAUACUCAGUUACACUAGAGAAUUUAAUUUAUUCGCAGCAUUACUAUAUGAGGUUGCUAGGGGGACUUAUGUUGUCAUGCAUGAAGCGGUGGUUUUGGACACUGGUGUGCGUUGUGUGAGGUGUCAGUUGAGGGAUUUAUUGGGGCUCAACUCCAUCAAAAAUAAUUUCUAGAAUAUAAAGGAGAGCUUCUUUGCCAGGCUGGUAUCUUGCCAUCACACUGAAGAACUUGACAGGAGAGAGGGAGAGAGAGAGAGAGAGAGAGACGGACGAGAGGAGAGAAGCAUCCUCCAACCCCGGAGCUCAACCUGAUGGAAUACUCUGUGAUGCCCAAUUCCUGAUUGCUGAAACCUACAAUACAGUCCCAUACUGUCAUGUGAUCGAAUAACUUAGCCCCAAAAUUUUCUGAAACAUGGGUGACAUUCCCGAGCCGGGAGCUGCCAUGACCAUGCCGGAGCCGUUGUCUUGCCUCACCCUGCGAGUCUUCUACCUGAGGGUGAGCAGGUGCGAGGUCGACGAGUCGAUGCUGGACACUCUCACCCUCACUCACACUCCACUCACUCCCGACACCGUCCUGAAAGCGGGUGGCAGGGAUCAGCAACCAGGCGUCAGCAAUGGCAACGUGUCCUGCACCCUCCGCAGAGACCGCGUCGAUGCGGCAUCGGAGGAGGUCACCUUCGUCAGCACGGAGACCGUGAGGAUGGCCGGCAGCGUGCGGUUCGAGGUCCAGAACAAGGACGAGAGGCUGCUCGUCGGGAUCCUGGAGAUGUGCGACGCGGAGAGCUUAGGUGGGGACGUGACGAUGAAGGAGAAGAGCGGAGGCAAGAAGAAGAGCUGGGUCAUGAAGUUCCAGGUCGCGACGCAGCGCGGGUCGGGGUUUCUGAGGAGCGGCAGGGAGACGAAGCUGCCGCCGACGGUCGAGGUGUACGUCGCGGGCGUGUCCCGUGGCACGCCGAUCGUGUUCACCAAGGCGAUGCAGCUGCGGUUCAGGAGGAGGCGUCAGGUGAAGGCGUUCAUGGACCCGAUCCCGGAGUGCGGCGAGCAGGCGGAGGACACGAAAGAAAUGGCUCAGAAGCAUGAUCCAGAGGAAUCGGAGUACAGGUGCUAUAAGCCUGACCCAGACGCAGACGACAACGAGAGCCUGUACAUGAGAUCCGCAGGGCCUGAAGGUGAAGAGUACAGCGAGCUAUCAUGGUUCACCGCCGGCGUGAGGGUCGGCGUCGGCAUCAGCCUGGGCAUCUGCCUCGGCGUCGGCAUCGGCGCCGGCCUCCUGGUCCGUUCCUACCAGUCCACCUCGAGGACCCUGAAGCGGCGGCUCAUCUCAAGCCUGCUCUGAAAUCUGAACCGACGACAAGCCUAGCAUUCCAGCGCAGCAAGACCCAACAACACAAUUGCUUGCCUGCGCUUCUCUGAUCGGUGCCUAAUUCCUAAAGCUUUUCAGUGAUGCAAAGACGUGGAUGCUCAAACGUUCUUGGCUCGCUACGCCGAAUGUGCCUGCUGUAUAUCCUAGUGCUGUUACUUACAAGGAAAGCACUUUCUCA
Molecule: messenger RNA, 1601 nt
Organism: Phragmites australis (common reed)
Lineage: Eukaryota; Viridiplantae; Streptophyta; Magnoliopsida; Poales; Poaceae
Exons: 4
Coding region: 473-1396 (307 amino acids)
Source: RefSeq, a predicted model, not a curated record